UUCUUUUAAACAACAAUUUUGUUUACAAGGAUGGUUUCCAUAACAGCGACUUUGUCAUUUUCGGUUCAAAACAAAACAAGUUAAAAGGAAAAUUUUGAUCGGCAUUUGCUAAUGUUUUCGAAGAAAAUUACUAAACAAUUUGUCUCCUAAUAAAAAAUGGAUCUAUCUGAAAUAAUUGCACUAGAUACGGGCUAUCUAAAUGAUGAAAUAAAGGACGAAAUAUUUAAUGCACUAACUGGGAUACAAAACAUUGAUGAUGUUCCUAGAAAAAACCUAAGGAAAAUUUUAUCCGUGUGUUUGGUCAUUCUGAAGCAUAAAGGAGAACAAGUUGAUAACUUACAGGAGCAACUAGAGACAAAAACUCAGGCAGAUAGUGGAGAUGAUUCACAUAACGAACGACUUCAGGAAGAAAAUGAAAAACUCAAACGAAUAAUCAACAAGCUUGAAGAAGAAAAGACGAUUUUCAAAACAAAGAACAAAGAAAUGAACGAAGAGAUCAUUCACUUGCAGAAGAGAUUAACAGAGACAAUGCAUUCUGCAGAAAGUGAUAAGGAUUCGUCAGAUCCUUUAUCAGAAUUGGAUCGACAAGAAGAGCUUUUAAAGAACAUAAAUUGUAAAAACAAGCACAUAAAGAGGCUUUUAAGGGAAAUCGAGGCACUUCAAAUCUCGAAUAUUGAACAAUCAAAAGCUAUAAUUGAUUUGGAAAAACGUCACCAACAUGCUAAGAUUCAGGUUCAAGACUUAAGUUCACAAGUGGUACUCUUUGAGGGAGAAAAUAAGGCCUUGAAGGAGAGCGUAAAUGAGCUGAAUGCCGAACUUACAAGAUUAGAAGGAAAUAUAACGUAUUUAGAAGAUGAGCGAGAAAAAUCUGAAGCUGAGUUGAAAAGGAUAAUUGAAAAACUCGAGACAAAAGCAAAAUCGUGGAGAUUGUCAAUUUAUGAAAAGGAAAAGGAAAUCAAAAAGUUGAAAUCUAAGCUUGUGGUUGUUAGUAAAGUUUCAUUGCAAGAAGAAGAUGACAAAAGUGAGAGUACAAGUGAAAAUGAUGGAGAAAGAAUGGCUGAAGAAUCAACAAGGAUGAUGCAUGCUAUUGAAGCUCGGGAUAAAAUCAUUGAAAAUCUUGAAUCGAAGAUAAAAACUAUGGCUGAAGAAAUGAUAUCAUCCACUCGUCUGAUGAAUAAGCUUUCAUCCGAACGCGAAGAUGAACGCUCAAUGCAUGUCAAGAAAUCGCGUUCUUGCUGUAAGGCUGUCGAAGAAUCUUUAAGUGCAAUGAAUAAGAGAUGUCAGGAACUCUCAGAACUUCUUGAAAAAUCCGAAGAAGAUAACAUGUUAAAAUCAAAACAAGCAGUUCAAGCCAUUUCUGCUUUGGAAGCUUAUCAGCAAGGUGAAGAUGGUCUUUCGAAUGCAUUAAAGACAAUCGGCAAAUUGGAACAAAAGUUGGACGCUCGAGAGAAACAUAUACGGGAAUUGGUUUUUGAGCUAAAUUCAUUGCAUGAAUUAUCGAAUGAGAAUACGCUGCUAAGGAAGAAAUUGAAUAUACCAGAUGAUGUUGUUAUAAUGGCGAAAAAUCGAGCAGCGAAAGAAAGAAGCAAAGAUAAGCAAAUUGAACGAUUGACAUUAAAAUUGAGAUCUUCAGAGGAACUUCGAUUGCAAUUAAAAUUAGAGAAAAGUGAUUUGAGAAAACAACUGAUUCAACUACAAAAAUCACAGAACCAAACUCCAGCAUCGUCUCCAGAAAAUCUAUCUCCUAUAAAACAAAGAUCCGAAAUUUACUGCGACAACUGCCUUAAAAAUAUCCCGGUACUUCCAAACAAUGAUCUCAUCAUGCAAGAUGUCAUUAAAGAAUGGGAAAAUAAAUACCAUGAUGUUGUUGAGGAAAAUGAAAACCUUCGAUCUGGAAUGCAUGAGAUUCUUGAAAAAAUCCGUGAAUAUGAUGCAACUUCCGACCAUAUAACAAUCGAUUGUGAAAUUCUGGAGCGUCUUUUAAACACGCUCGACACACAUAGUUUUAAUGGUUGGUAUAAUCCUGUGAAACGAAUUCAAAAUGAACUUGUGACCCUAAAAGAACGAGAACAUGCUUUGCGUGAGAAGAUAAAUGCUGCAAAAAGUGAUCAUGAACAACAAUCUCCAAUUAAAUCAAUCGAUGAAAUAAGGGAAGCUGGUGAAAUAACUGAUAGUCCACAUCCGUCACUUCCAAUGAAUCCAAUAGGCAGUUCUACUAGACCAACAACUCCAAACAUAACCCUAGAUCAAUCACUCUAUCCAGUAAUAGUUGAAGCUGACAUUGAACAUGAAUCGAUGAAGAAGGAAUUCUUGAAUAUUCUUGAAAAGAAUCGAUCAUUGCAGCAUGAAAUUCAGCGCUUACAAGUUUUUCAAGUUCAAUUCGAAGAGCUUACAUCCCAGAUGGGAGCUUCUGAUAGUGACAUAACAAAGUACUGCUCAAUAUUGGUUGAAAAAAUUGCUACACUAGAAAUUGAAUUAAAUUCAAAAACAAAAACUUUUGACUUCUUAAAAGAUGACUUCGAUCGCAUCCUCAAUGAAAGCAAAUCAUCCGAAAUGAGAAAUAUGACUUUGAUUGCCGAACUUAAGAAACAAGUAAAUGAUCGAAAGGUUGAUGUAUAUAAUUUAAAAUCAGAAAACGAUAAAUUAACAAGAAAGAACUCCAUUUGCAAUUCUGAAGAUUAUGUAGAAAUGCAAAAGACUCUAUUUGGUUUGCAAUCACAGUUGGCUUCUCUAAUGGAUCAAAUUUUGUCAGGAAAUAUUCCUGAUAUCAAAAUCGAUGAAAUAUGUACCGACUAUGGGGUGAUUCAAGAAAAUUUGGAAUUAGACUAUUUAACAGUUGAAGAAUAUGAAGAACUUCAAAAAAAGACAAUUGAUAUUCUUUCAGCUAAUAAAGAUCUUCAGACUAAAUGCGAUCAUUUGGAAGGACUUUUAGGAAUUGCUAAUGAACAGGUGAUGUCACAACAAAAAUUGCUCACUGAAAUCACUGAUAACCACAUAAAUCUUCGACAUCUAGUUGCUGACUUACAGAGUUCUAAUGAAGAUAAGUUUUUAAUAGCAAAGAUUCAACGUGAAUUGGAUAGUGCAAAGAAAGAAAUAACAACACUUACAUUCGAGAAAGAAAAAAAUGAAAAAAAUGAAGAAAUCUUAAUUCGAGACAACAGAGCCAAAGUAAAAGAACUUCAAGACAUAAAUAAGGGCUUCCAAAGUCAAAUUAAGAACAACGAUAUUAAACGGAAGUUUCUUCAAAAAGCUUUAUUAAAUUUACGCCAAAAAUAUUUCAAAUUUACACCAUUGAUAUUUAUAUCGAACUUUGUUUAUGCAUAUUCAAAAUUUACAAAACGCCUUCGAGAUGAUGAAGUCAAAAUGCAAAAUCAAAUUUCCAUGCAAAUUGAUCGAAUUUUAUCUUCCAAAAUUGAAACUUCGUUUGGAACGGAUAAUGAUUCCCAGGAUAUGAUCAAACUUGUUAAGACUGAAACGAAAGCGAAAUAUUUUGAAGAUCAAGUUCAGGUAUUGAAUGAGAGGAAUACAGCUCUUCAAAUUGAAAUUGAUAAACUGUGUUUAUCGAUUGUCAAAGAAAAUGAGCAUUGGAAGACAAUAGAUGCUUUAUUUGGUGGGGAGCAAUCAUCAGCAGAGGUUAUGGAAAAAGAAGUUCAAACGGAUGUUGUGGAAUUUGUCGAUUCAAAUACAAAACCUGAACAAGAUGAUCAGAGUACAAAUAAAAUUCUUCCAAAAGUCGAUAAGAACACGUCUCCAAUUGCUUCCCCAACAAAACAAAAAGUUGCAACCGAAAUUACAAGUUCCGAAUCACAAACUUCUCCAAUUGACAUGAUUAAUCAACAAACAUCUCCUAUCAGAACGCCUUUAAAGAAAUCAACAAAUGUGGAAGAACUCAUCUCAGAAUCUCAAGGUGUUCAAACUUCUCCGUUUAAGGAAUUGACAAAGCAUUUGUCCACUCAAGGGGUUCAAACUUCUCCUUUAAAAAAACCGGAAACAGAAAAAGUUUACCAAGCUGUACAAACUUCGCCAAAACAAUCUCCAAUCCAAACUGGUGAAGGUAAUGGUAAAGUUCAAGAACUUGAAAAACAGUUGAAAGAAUCCGUUUUGUUAGCGGAAGAAAGAAAACAACUUUUGGAAAACUCCGAGUUAAGUCUUACUGAACACCAAAAGACUAUUGAGAAAUUGAAUAAUAAAAUUAAAGAUCAAGAAGACAAGCUUCAAAUGCAAACAUCUAAUAGCACUGAAGAAAAGAUGAACAGCCAAUUUGGAAUGAUUGAGAAAACUAUUAUGUCGUUCCAAACUCUACUUUCGGAGAAGGAUAAAGCCAUAAAUAAAUAUCAAGAACUCCUAACCUCUGAACGAACUGAAAACGACGAAGCUUGCGCUAAAUAUGAAAAGACUCUCGAAUCUUUCCAACAAACUAUAAAUGAUCUCAGUGCGAAUUGUAAAGCUAAAGAUGAAGAGAUUCUCGAAUUGAAAACCAAAAUUGAAUCUGCAGCAGGAACUGAGAAAGAAAAAUUAGAAAUAGCUACUGGUAUCGAUGACAAUGGAGAUAAUAGUUUACAGGAAAUUUCGGAUGAAAAAAUUGAAGAAAUGUUUAAUGAUGAUGCAGUGAGUGAUUCAUCGGACAAGAAAGUCACUAAAGGCGUGGAGCUGAAAAAUAAAGAAAAACAUUGGGAAAAUUCUUUGAGAGUUAAAGACGAGGAGAUAUUAUUGUUAAAAGAAAAACUACAACUUAGCAAGGAAAAGGAAAAAGAGAAGAAUGAUUGGGUAGCAAAUCCUGAAAUUGACCAGCUGAGGAUAUUAUUGGAGGAAAAAGAUAAACAUAUUAACGAUUUAAUGGAUACUUUAAGUAACUUUCAUGAUGAUCAACAACGUUAUUUCAAUGACUCAUCAACCUACUCAGCAGAUCAAAUUUCGCAACUUGCAGCAAGUCUUACUCGAUCUGAAGCUACAAAUAAAAUCUAUAAGGCACAACUUGAAGCCUUGCGUCGCCAGCUUGCUAAUCUUAAUCAAAGAGAAAAACAAGCUAGGGACCUUAAUAAUUCUCUGCGCAAUCAAUUGAUCAAGCGACCAGUAGUUUCGAUUAAGACUGAGUUAAAUGCUCGUUUGAAAACUGAGAAUUUACAGAAAAAAGUAUGUCAACUUGAAAAUGAGCUCGAGGAGGCACAGGUUCAAAUAAAACGCCAACAAGUAGUAAUAGAUGCAAAGCGAGCAAAAAGCAACAAUGAAGUUGGUUUAUGGGAGAAGCAAAAACGUUGGCAACAAAGUGCUGAAAAAUACAAAACUAAAUUUGAGGAAACCGAAGCUGCAUUGGAAAAACAAAAGGCUUUACUUCACUCAGCUAGGACAACAAUAGCUCGUUUGGAGAAGGAUAAACAAGUUCUAGAAGCUCGAGUUGGAAAAGCUCCGAAUGCUUUGAAAUGUUGUCGAACUCCGUCGUGUCCGAAUCUUCACCAAGGUACCAAAUAUACUCCAUCAGAGACGCCAGAGACAUAUACCGGUGGAAGUGAGUGCAGUAGCCCAGCAAGAGGAAUGCAUUUCCUCGGCAGCAAUCACAAUGAACUCAUUGAAGCUUUAAAAGCUAGAAUAGAGAUGCAACAGAGGAAAAUCAUAGCCAUGGAAAUGGAAGGUAAGGGCAGUAAUGCUCUCACAACCGAACUUGAGAAAGUGCAGGAAAAAUAUUCUGCAAUCGAGGCACAGAAUAUUCGUCUGGAAGCUAGAAAUCUUCAAUUACAGCUUGAUAAUGAUCUUUUGCGACAGGGUGACUCUGGAGAGAGGAUGCAGAAGAGAGUAAAGCAUUUAGAAGAUUACAUAAUUGCACUAAAAGAGGAACUAGCUCAAGCCGAAGCAAGAAGAGAAUUGAAUUUCGAACCUAAAAACGAUAGAAAAUAUGCACCAGGUCAAGCUGAACAAACAAUACUUUCUCUGAGAAGCAUUAUUGAAAAACUAAGAGCAGAGAAUAGGUAUCUUAAGGAUGGCACGAGGUCAUUCGAUGCUAGGGUAGGUAGUAAAGAAGCUCCAACCGAACUGACUAGACUUCAAACAAUGUAUACCGAGUCCUUGGACAAAAUUUCAGCUCUUCAAAUUGAGCUUCAAUUAAAAGCCAGAUGCCAGAAUUGUGGAAACAAGAGUCUUCUAGAAACAUCUACAAAUGAUGAUGUGCGAUUGAUAAAAGAACAAUUGGUCAAAAAGACACAGCUUUUAGAAAAAGCAAAAAUCUUGCUAACUAGAGCCGCUGCCAAGGAGAAAAUUCUUAAAGAACAGCUAUCUUCGUGGAAACGAAAGUGUUCUGAAUUGCAAAAUGUACCAGUAAUUGAUGAAAUUAGUGAAUAAGAGAAAUUAUUCUCGUGUUUUAUAAUUUAUUUCUUCUUAAAUAUAUACGUAUUUAUGGGUUUAUGUGAAAUUAAAAGGAAAAAGUUUUUU
Episyrphus balteatus (marmalade hoverfly) is the source of this 6423-nucleotide messenger RNA. It is a transcript of the gene Cep290, whose product is annotated as centrosomal protein cep290. The record is from RefSeq and is a predicted model, not a curated record. The transcript has 23 exons. Bases 157 to 6333 code for a protein of 2058 amino acids. Lineage: Eukaryota; Metazoa; Arthropoda; Insecta; Diptera; Syrphidae.